AUGACCAACAUGAGCUGGAGCUUCCUUACGCGGCUGCUGGAGGAGAUCCACAAUCAUUCCACCUUCGUGGGCAAAGUGUGGCUCACUGUGCUAGUGGUCUUCCGAAUUGUGCUAACGGCUGUGGGUGGCGAGUCCAUCUAUUCGGAUGAGCAAUCCAAGUUCACCUGUAACACACGGCAGCCGGGCUGUGACAAUGUUUGCUACGAUGCCUUUGCACCCCUGUCACACGUGCGCUUCUGGGUCUUCCAAAUCGUGGUCAUCUCCACCCCUUCUGUCAUGUACCUGGGCUAUGCAGUCCACCGCCUGGCGCGCGCCUCGGAGCAGGAGCGCAGACGCGCCCUCCGUCGUCGCCCCGGCCCUCGGCGGGUGCCCCGGGCUCAGCUGCCACCUCCGCCUCCUGGCUGGCCGGACACCACCGAUCUGGGAGAGGCGGAGCCCAUGCUGGCGCUGGAGGACGAGGAGGACGAUGAGCCGGGGGCGCCCGAGGGUCAGGGGGAAGACACGGAGGAGGAGCGCGCAGAGGAUGUGGCUGCCAAGGGGGGUGGAGGUGAUAGCAAAACGGUGGUCACUCCCGGACCGGCCGGGCAGCACGACGGGCGACGACGCAUCCAGAGGGAGGGCUUGAUGCGUGUGUACGUGGCCCAGCUGGUGGUAAGGGCGGCUUUCGAGGUGGCCUUUCUGGUGGGCCAGUACCUGUUGUAUGGCUUCGAGGUGCCGCCCUUCUUUGCCUGCAGCCGCCAGCCUUGCCCGCACGUGGUGGACUGCUUCGUGUCGCGGCCAACCGAGAAGACGGUCUUCCUGCUGGUCAUGUAUGUGGUUAGCUGCCUAUGCCUGCUGCUCAACCUCUGUGAGAUGGCGCACCUGGGCCUCGGCAGUGCGCAGGACGCUGUACGCGGUCGUCGGGGAACCUCAGCACCGGGUCCAGGCCCCGUGCCGCGCCCACCUCCCUGCGCUUUUCCGUCUGCGGUCGCCGGCCUGGCUUGUCCUCCGGAAUACAGCCUGGUGGUGCGCGCGGCUGAGCGGGCGCGCGCGCACGACCAGAAUUUGGCUAACCUGGCCCUGCAGGCACUGCGCGAUGGGGCGGCGGCGGCGGUGGCCGCUGAUCGGGACAGCCCUCCGUGUUCAGGACUCAAUGCAACCUCUCGGGGGGCACCCAGGGCGGGCGGCCCAGCUUCCGGAACCGGUAGUGCCACGUCGGGGGGCACCGUUGGGGAGCAGGGCCGACCCGGGGCUCAGGAACAGCUGGUCACUAAGCCCAGGGCGGGCUCUGAGAAGGGCAGUACAGGCAGCAGGGAUGGCAAGGCCACUGUGUGGAUCUGAGGGCACUGGGGAGAGCUCAGGGAGGGCCUAGCAUGAGGGUUCAAUGGAAAUCUUUGUCUUCAACCAGUGGCCACUGACAGAUCCCUUUAGGGGUCUUUAGAAGAGGAAGCUGAAGACCCCUAAGAGGUGCUGGCUCAGGUACCUCCCCGCAGGAUGGGAAGAGGAGUCCAGCGACUUGUCUGUGGCCCCUGGUGGGGGAGCGAGCUGUGUCCCAGUAACUGACUGCCCCUCCAGGCUAUUAAACAGGAUGACCCCUCCGCUGGGCCCCCAGCGCUUUCUUCUAGGCUCUCCUGCAGCUUCCCCAUAGAAUAGAGUAACUGGCUUCUCCUUUGGGGGACUGUGUUUAUUCUCACUGCAACAGCAGGUGGGUUCCUCAGCCCUGACAAAGUCAGAAAACUCUCAGGUCAGGGACAAGCACGCAGCCUUGGUCUUCUCCCAGCUCUUGACUCCCUGCUUGAGGCAACUAAGUAAGACCUGAAGGAGACCUGGGCUGAGUACUGUCUCCUCUCCCUGAGCUGAGGCAGCCAGGCAUGGGCCGUUUCUAGGACAUUCUGGAAGUUCUGUUGUGCCUUGCUGCUUAGAUCCAUAAGGCUGUGGUCCAGAGCUGUGUUUUUGGCCAUGCUGGAAAAUUAGAGCUCUGGGGAGCCUAGACCCGUCUUUUGUGCCCUCCUCCCUGUUUUAAAGCCAACUUCUGGAACAAACGAAGUAAAAUAAAACUAACUUUUGUUUAUA
Messenger RNA from Myodes glareolus (Bank vole), 2052 nucleotides. The record is from RefSeq and is a predicted model, not a curated record. Lineage: Eukaryota; Metazoa; Chordata; Mammalia; Rodentia; Cricetidae.